UUUUUUUUUUUUUAAGAAAUAAUGGCAACCACUACACUUCAACUUUAUUGGGAUCUUGCUUCAUUUGAUCCUAAUGCUCGACAAACAGCAGCUAAUUCUCUAAUUAAAUCGCUUGCCAACUUUCAAAAGGCACAUGAAGAAAGUUUAGAAAACAAGGAGGAGGAUAUUGCCGACACAGAAGAAAAACUUGAUCUUCUUUGUGCCUCUGAUGUUUCAUAUGCUGUUCGUCGUUUACUUCGUGGUCUUUCUUCUUCCAGACAGGGAGCUCGUCAAGGUUUUUCUUUGGCUUUGACUGAACUUCUUGCCAUGGUCGAUUUGAUUGCUACUAAACUUGUUCUCGAUCUUUUAUUCCAAUACACAGAACGUACUAAAUCUAUGAGUGGCGAUGAGACUCGUGACAUGUUAUUUGGACGUCUUUUUGGUUUAAUGUCGAUUGUUGCUGCAGGUAUGAUUUCUAGAUCUUCAACUAGUACCGAAGAUAUUUUACGUAUUGUGGAGAGUUUACAUGAAAUGGCCAAAUGUAAAUCAUAUCUUGCUGAAGUUUGUCAUCAUGUUGUAAUUAAUCUCCUUCCUUAUUUGAAGGAUACAAAACAUGAAUCUGAAGUAGUUGAAAAGAUUAAAGAAUUAUUUAUGAAUGGCCCAAUUACUAAUGUCGAUCAGCUUAAUCUUGUUCUUGGCAUUCAACAAAAACUCGAUAAUGUUGACUUGUCCAAUCAAUUAACAAACUUCAAAAGCUCAACUAUUUUGGAUCCUGCCAACUUGACUAUUUUAUCUAACAUUUUGAAAGAAAUUCCUGCUGAUACCCAAGAAGCUUUAGCCGAUUGGAAGCCUCAACUUCAUUCUGUUUGGGAUCCCAUUCUUGCAAUUUAUUUCCAAGAAUCUCAACCCAAGGGUAUUGCUUCUUUCCAAGAGUUUUGGAAUGUUGCUGUUGAUAACACUAUGUUUGAUAAGAAUGCUUCUCAUGGACGUAAAUUUUGGGGUUUCCAGCUUGUUGAAAAAGUAUUGCGUCGUCUUUCUCCCGAUCAAAUGCCACUUAUCUUUACCGCAAAUUUUAUGAGAACAUUUAUUAACAAUCUUUCAUCUGAAGACCGCUUUUUAAACAAAGCUGCUAAGCACACAGCUCAAGUUAUUCAAAAUGUUGCUGAAGAGAAUAAGCAAGUAGGUUUUGCUUUGAUUACACAACUUUUGGGUAAAAAUGGUCAUCAAAACUUUGAUCGUAUUACUCGUACAAAGACUGUAGAAAAUUUGUUAACAACUAUGGAUGCAGAGGGCAUUAAAUCUUAUCUUGAAUAUCUUGCUCAAACCUUUGUAAAGACAGAAGAAGCUUCCAGUGAAUCUAGUCGUGAAUGGGCAUUAAAUCAAAUGUCUUUGUUGAUUACAAAUCCAAAGAUCCCCAAGGAAGAAGACUGGGUUAUUGAACUCGUCCGAUUUUUGAUGAUGUUUACUUUCUUUGAUAUUAAAUCCAAUGAUAAGAAUAAGUCCUAUUUAUCAGGUCUUCAUAGCCCCUUGCCUGCUUUGUCUGAAGCAACCCUUAAAUUAUGUCAGGAGCGCUUCCAAUCCAUUUUAGUUGCUCUCAGCAAGCUUGUCCCUACACAAACUGCUCCUCUCAAGACUCGCAAAUUGAAUGGUACAACCAACAAUGGUGAAUUGUGGGCUUAUCAAGUCAUGGAAAUCUAUCAAACUUUAACCAAGAAUAAGAAAUUAUCAUCACGUGUCACACUUACCCCUGAAACGCGUGAGGUUACUGAAAAGGCUCUCAAGAUGAUCGAAAAGCUUAGAACCAAGAUUGCCAAGAUGGAUAAAGCUAUAGGCUAUGAUAGUGUUGAACGUGGAUUUGAAAUUCUCUUUUUGAAUAUUAUUCUUCAUACAUUAAUUAAUGAAACAGACGGUGUAUCGAUUUUAAGCGAAUUAAUUGAUUGUUAUGAAAAGACCUUUAAUGCACCCAAGACACAAAAGAAGAAUAAAAAGGCUAAAAAGGAAGAAGAAGAGGAAGAGGAGGAGGAGAAUCAACCCGAAGCUAUUGAUGUUAUUGUAGAUAUUCUUGUUUCUUUCUUGACGAAUGAAUCCCCUGUGCUUAAGAACCUUGCUGAGCAAGUGUUUGAAAUUUUCUCUCAUAAAUUAACUAAACAAUCAUUGGAAAUGCUUCUUUCUAUUUUAGCCUCUGGUGAAGAUAAGCAAGAUGAUGAUCUCUUUGGCGAGGAAGAAGAAGAAGAUGAUGAUGAUGACGUUGAAAUGAUUGAUAUGGAUGAUGUAGAAGAAAUUGAUGAAGAGGAUGAGGGUGAAGUUGAUGAAGAAUUACGUCAAAAAGUAGAAGAAGCGAUGAGAGCACAGGGAGUUAAUGCUGUCGAUGGUGAAUCUGAUGAAGAGCUUUUGGAUGAUGAUGCCAUGACUGCAUUUGAUGAAAAAUUAGCUGAAAUAUUUAAACAAAAGAAAAUACUCAAGACUGAAAAGGCUACAACACAACAAAAUAUUGUUCAUUUCAAGAAUAAUGUGAUGGGACUUAUUAUUAUUUAUGCACGCAAGAAUCCUACAAAUCCUUUAGUAUUAACCUUGAUUGUACCUCUUUUGAAUAUUAUUCGUGCUACACCUGCCAAGUCUGUUACUAAUCAGUUUGUUGAAAAAGUAGUUGCUUUCUUGAAAAACCGACUUUCCAAAGCUACUAAAUAUCCCAAGGAGCAAGAUGAAUAUGUCUUUGAUAUUAUGCAAUCAGUUCAUGACUUUGCUAAACAUUCCACAUCUAAAGAGCUUUCUGAGAUGUGUGUUUCUCUUUCUCUUUAUUUGCGUAAAUGUAUUUUAGGAGGAUCUGACUUUGAGAUAAAUGAUAAGACACCUGCAAAUACAAAGAAGGCAGUUGAUAAAUUGCUUGCCAUCUACAGUGAAUCUGCUAAAUUAUAUCUCACUAAAAAGAAUACAUCCAUUCAUCCUAAUAUCAUUCAACACAUGAUUCAACGUUAUUCUUUUAGUUCAUGGGAUUUGUUGGAUACCUUUGUGACCUAUUUGGAUCGUAACCAAUGUGCCAAUGUCUAUAGACUUUCCAUGGUAUCUAAAUGGAUAACUAUGAUCCUUCAACAUACAGUUGGAAAGCAAUCCGAAUUAUAUAAUCAAAAAUACAUCCAACUUGUUCCCAAGAUUGCUAUAGCUGUUAAGGCAACUAUUGAGUUAUAUUCCCAAGAAGAUAAAAAGGGUUUAGAUCAUAAGAGUAUGAAAAACUACCAUAGAUUUGUAGCUUUCCUUAUUAGACUUCAUAAAAAGGUUGCAUCCAAAACAGAAGACUUGGAGACAGUGUGGGGUUCUGAAUUGAUCUCAGCGUUAUAAAAAAAAAAAAUACUAUAUGACUUUAGAAUUUUGUAAUGUACUUACUAUGGCCAACUACUGGUUAUUUAAAAAAAAAAUAAAAUAAAAUAAAAU
Molecule: messenger RNA, 3408 nt
Organism: Cokeromyces recurvatus
Lineage: Eukaryota; Fungi; Mucoromycota; Mucoromycetes; Mucorales; Mucoraceae
Product: DNA polymerase phi-domain-containing protein
Exons: 7
Coding region: 22-3315 (1097 amino acids)
Biological process (GO): regulation of DNA-templated transcription
Cellular component (GO): nucleolus
Molecular function (GO): rDNA binding; transcription factor binding
Source: RefSeq, a predicted model, not a curated record